This is a messenger RNA of Anopheles bellator, 3183 nucleotides long. RefSeq names its product mucin-2-like. The record is from RefSeq and is a predicted model, not a curated record. The transcript has 2 exons. Bases 315 to 3059 code for a protein of 914 amino acids. Lineage: Eukaryota; Metazoa; Arthropoda; Insecta; Diptera; Culicidae.
UCGCGCACGAUACGCGAAGGCUUCACCCGUCCCAGAGCCCGGGCGCGAAUCAGUUUUUGGUGCCUCGAAUCCAUCCCGUCUGGAGGCUCUGCUCUGUGAUCGAAGAGAAUGUUCCACGGCCGCGGUGCCGGUGGCCUGUAGAGCGCGCGCGUUACUCGGAGUCAAGCCGGAGUGAGUGAGUUCCGUCGUCGUCGAGUGGGUCGUUGUGUAACGCACACGGGGCUUACGUAAUCCGGCGCACGGCGCAGGAAGGACCGUUUUUUCUCGGGGGAGGGGAACCGUUUGUUUCUGAGGUUUGGGGCCGCACAUCAAUCAUGGGUGUUAUGCUGUCGGUGCUAGUGGCCAGCGUCGGUGCGAUGGACCUCAUCUACUGCCUGGCGUACGUCUCGAAUCAGGUCACGGAGGGCCCCUCACCGACGGCGGACGAUGAGGGGGCCGGGCUCGAGCAGUACCGGAAGGAGAUCGACCGGCAGCUGGCGGCUGCACCGCGGAGCACGAUCGAGGACGUGACGGUCGCCCAGGAUGGGGUCCCGUACCGCGACGGCUACCGGGUGGAACAGUUCGACGAGGCACGACUCGAUGCGCUGGGGGCGAAAAUUCGUGACCUCGAGCGGCGCAGCCAGGAGAAGGAGCAGCGCCUGGAGCAGCUGAACGUGGCGCUCCGCGAGCUCGAGCGCAAGUCCGUCGAGCGGGAGCUCCAAGGACGCUCGCGGCCGGUUAGUCGCGCUCCAAGCCCGGACCGUCCGGAGACCGAGGUCCUGGCCGUGUCACCCACCCUACCACAGAUCGUGCUCGACGACGGGGGGCCCGGUGCGGAGCCUCGUCCCAGUUCGAGCAAGUUCCGACCGAUCCGCCGGGACGAUGAGACGCGCCGGUCAGUGAAGCGGCGCUCGGUCACCUCGAACGCAUCGCAGGACGAUCGGGCCGAAGAGCUGCUGCUGCUGAGCCAGCUGGAGGAAGAAGAGGCAGCCCACAUGCAGGACUACGUGCCGCUGACGUACGCCCGGGACGAGCAUCCUGCGGGACCGGCGGAUGCGUUCGGGAAGCGCCACAAGAUCAGCCCGAUCCCGGAGCUGUGCCAGAUGCACGAGGACGAGGAUCGACAGUGGGUGCCGGAGCGAUCGCCGGAGCCGACCCUCGCGGCCAACAUUACCCGCCCCUGGGGUGACAUCAAGCUGGACGAGGUCAAGGAGCGAGCCGUCAUCGCUCGCCGCUCAGCCCGUUCCCUCUCGAUCGAGGAAGUCGAAACGCCUCGCCACAGUCAGAGUGAAGGCGAAGAGGAGAGUCGACCGGGGCCGCAGCUGCGGGCCUGUGAGACGGUCCCCGCGAACCUCAGUCGCGCCUCGUCGCGCUCGGUCAGCCCGGACCACGCCGAGCAGCCGACGUUGCGCCGGACGACCAAGGAAACGGACCUGGCCAGCCUGCUCCUGCUGACGGUGCCGGAUGGCGCGGACCGCAAGGCAAGUAGUACCUGGACCACCGAAAUCACCAUCCACACCGAGGAGUCCGACUCCGAGGGCCCGACCCCCCGCACCACCCACUUCAUGCAGUCCAAGUCCCCCUCGCCGUACGUGGAGGACGACGACGACCAGGACGCCGACCAGGACGCGACACUCGGACGCACCACCACCACCACCACCGCUGACCGUUCCAACCGCCUGGUCCCGCUCGUCCCCCCCAUCGACACCCACCGUCCCCGCUCUCCCACACCCUACGACCAGCCCUCCUCGAGGGACACCACGCCACCGUCGACGCCCGCGAAUGGUUCCGAUCCGUUCGACUUCCGGCGAUCGCCCAGCACGACACCGACCCGGCCAGGCGACGCUCCGAUCGCUGGCACAUCGCGUUCCCCAACGCCGCCCACCGCCGGCCCUAACCUCUCCCCCCAUCCUUCCCCCCGGUCAUCGUCUUCGACACAGCCGCGGCGCAAGGAGCGCAAGCUACGACGCGUCGCCCGCAGCCUGACACCGAUCGACUACGAUCAGACGUUCAUGGACAGCUUCACCGAGCAGCGGCUGUCGGUGUCACCGGCCGAGCUGGAGGACUACAUCAACAGCAUGGACUCGAUCGAUUUUGUACCCCCGCGGCUGACUCCACCGCCCUUUCUGUACCGCCCCCGGGCGAUCCCGAGCCUGGUGUUGACCGACGCCCAGGGUUCCGAUGCUGAGUUCCACGCGGAUCUCUCCACCAGAUCGUUCUAUGGCGGGACCGAGGGUCACCCGGACGUACAGUUGAACCAUCGCGUGAGCUAUGGCGAGUGGCUGAAGAAGUUCCCGGAGCACCAAUCGAGCCACCUGUCGCUGGAGGACUUUGACAGUGACGACGAGGAGGUGGAAACGAUCACACGCAACGCCGAUCGCGGCGAGGCCGAGGGCGAUGGGUUGCUGUUUCCGACGGGACGAGGAGCUGGUUCGGGCGAAGUGACACCAGAGGUCCCACUGGCCGCAGUACCGUCACCGGUUGCCACUCCGGAGCCGACGAUGAUCCGCGAGCACACCCAGUUUCCGGUCAAUGUUCCCGCGCUCUACGCAACACCUUCGCCAGUGUCCCUGGUGUCGCCGGUGUCGCCGGUAUCGGACCUUUCGGACCUAUCCUCCUCGCCAGUCACCGUUUCCCCACGACCCACCUCUCCUGACCACCCCUUGACCGUGACGGUACGCCUAUCGAGCCCAGCGCCCGAGACGCACUUUACGCCGAUAUCACUCACCUCUCUGGACGCCGACGAUCGGCAGCAGCGAUCGCUCACACCCACCACCACCACACCGACACACUCACUCCGGGUGCCCCGAUCCCCGAGCAUGUCCCCGCUUCCGGUGGACAUUUCACCCGAGGAGCUCGUCUUCGAGAUCGGCCACCUGGACGGGCUGAUCUUUGAGGCCAAAAGUCGAGAACCCUCCCCAUCUCCGGCAAGGCAACCGCUGCUCAGUCCGGACGAGCUGGCAUUCGACAUCGGCAACCUGGGUGGACUGAUUUUGGGACCCCCGAGCCGUAGCGUUUCCCCGGUGCCACCAGCGUCCCGAACACUGAACGGAUCGCCGACACCGGACGGCAACGAGUAACACGAAACGAACACACGAACACCGGAACUACUACUCCCCUGGACUAUCACCACGACUACUGCUAGGACCCUAUGUUAUGUGCUUUUCUGGAAUAAAGAACACGAAAGAAAAACCAAUCCGAUCC